GGAAACCAAGGAUACGUAAAAACACGGAAUAAGUGAGGAGGUCCGGCUUAAGACAGACGAGUUAUUGCGUGUCUGUACUUUGUGCUUUAUUGUCUUCUUUAGUCGCGGUUUUCUGCCCUGGUGCCCUGGGCGGUGCCGAAUGUGCGGCGGUGAAGCGCCAGGCCGGUAAACAGCGCCCGGGCGAGGCGAUGGCGGCGGGCGGGCUGGCGGGGCUCCUGCCCGCCCAGACACAGCUCGAGUACGCGCUGCUCGACGCCGACACUGCCCAGGAGAAGGAGAACCUGGUCUACCAGUACCUGAAGAAAAUGGACAGCCGCGAGCGGGACCUGACGGUGCCCGAGCUCGGCGGAGAUCUGCAAUGGUUAAACACUGAAGGUCCUAUUUCUCUUCACAAAGACCUUUGUGGAAAAGUUGUGGUGUUGGAUUUCUUCACUUACUGCUGCAUCAAUUGCUUGCACCUGCUGCCUGACCUCCAUGCCUUAGAGCACCAGUUCUCUGAUAAAGAUGGUCUUGUUAUUGUUGGUGUCCAUUCAGCGAAAUUCCCAAAUGAAAAAGUUCUGGAUAACAUUAAAAGUGCUGUUCUGAGAUACAAUAUUGUCCACCCUGUAGUAAAUGAUGCAGAUGCAACACUGUGGCAUGAGCUGGAAGUGUCCUGCUGGCCAACUCUGGUCAUUCUUGGGCCUCGUGGAAAUAUGCUGUUUUCUCUUGUUGGAGAGGGACACAGAGAGAAAUUGUUUUUAUUUACUUCUAUAACACUGAAAUUCUACAAGGAAAGAGGACAAAUCAAAGAUAACAACAUUGGAAUAAAGCUGUACAGAGACUCCCUUCCACCUUCUCCUCUGCUGUUUCCUGGCAAAGUGACUGUAGAUGAUUCAGGAGGAAGGUUGGUCAUAGCAGACACUGGGCAUCACAGGAUUUUGGUUACUCGCAAAAAUGGACAAAUUCUACACACUAUUGGAGGUCCAAACAGUGGAAGGAGAGAUGGAGGAUUUUCAGAAGCAGCUUUCAACUCACCACAGGGAAUCGCUAUAAAAAAUAAUGUUAUUUAUGUAGCUGAUACAGAAAAUCACCUAAUUAGAAAGAUUGACCUGGAGUUGCAGGUGGUGACCACUGUAGCGGGCAUUGGAGUACAAGGUGUUGAUAAGGAAGGUGGAGCAAAAGGAGAAGAGCAGCCCAUCAGCUCUCCGUGGGAUGUGAUCUUUGGAAGUUCAAUUUCAGGGACGCAGGAAGAUGAUGUGUUAUGGAUAGCAAUGGCAGGCAUUCACCAGAUAUGGGCACUGAUGUUGGAAGGUGGAAAACUACCAAAGGGAAGUGACUUAAAGAAAGGAGUCUGCCUUCGCUUUGCUGGGAGUGGGAACGAGGAGAACAGGAACAACGCUUACCCACACAAGGCAGGGUUUGCCCAGCCCUCGGGGCUCUCCCUGGCCCCAGAGGAGCCCUGGAGCUGCCUGUUCGUGGCCGACAGCGAGAGCAGCACCGUGAGAACCAUCUCGCUCAAGGACGGGGCGGUGAAGCACCUUGUAGGAGGAGAGAGAGACCCAUUGAAUUUGUUUGCUUUUGGUGAUGUGGAUGGAGCAGGCAUAAAUGCAAAGCUGCAGCAUCCCUUGGGAGUAACAUGGGACAAGAAAAGACAGCUGCUUUAUGUGGCAGAUUCCUAUAAUCAUAAGAUUAAGGUUGUGGAUCCCAAGAUGAAGAACUGUGCUACCCUGGCAGGCACAGGAGAAGCAGGCAAUGUUGUUGGUUCCAGCUUUACCCAGUCAGCUUUCAAUGAACCAGGAGGUUUGUGUGUUGAAGAAAACGGCCGCCUCAUGUAUGUUGCAGACACAAAUAACCAUCAGAUUAAAGUGCUGGAUUUGGAAACAAAAAUUCUUUCCAUGUUGCCUAUCCUGAAGCCAGAAGCAUGUGAUGUUCCGGAUAACCUGCCUGUGCAAAAGGAUAAAAUAGCAAACCUGCCAAGACUGCCUAAAUCUGCACCAAAUAUUGAACUUCCUUCACUAACUGUAGCUCCUGGCCAGACAAUUCAGUUUUUAUUAAAGUUGACUCUUCCUCUGGAUUCAAAACUGAACGAGGAAGCUCCCAGUGCCUGGUUUAUCACAGCAGAAGAUAACACCUGGUUGCUGCAAGGACAGUGUCUGACAGGAGAAAUAAAGGAUGUUUCCUGUCAAACUGUCAUUCCCUUUCAGUUGCCUGGGAGCUGUGUGUCAGCUGAAGCCACCCUGGCCAUCAAAGCGUGCCUCUACUACUGCAGCAAAGGUAGCAGUGCCUGUAUGAUGGCAGGAGUCUCCUUCAGCCAGCCCUUGCAGGUCACUGGCACAGACCAAAGCAGCUCAGCUCAAGUGGAACUGAUGCACACCUUUGUAACCAACUAACACAAAGCCAGCUGAUUUCACACUUUAUUUUCUAUCCAGCAUUUCUGUGGGAGAAAGUACAAAUAGAUAACUUGGCUCUGUUUUUUCCUGGAGCUUAUGACAAAGUUAAGAAAUAAUUUGCUUGGUAAAAUGAAGUAGUUUUUCCUACAGCUUAACAGGAAAAUUUAUCAUCACAACCUCAUUUCUUUACAUUACAGUAGCAGCAAUAACUUUGUAAUACUGCAGACUCUGUUGCCAAUUGUGAACACACUGGAUGUCUGCCAGUCUUAAGAAGUGAGCAACAAUUUUUAGAGUCCAUUUGAAAGAGCUGGUGUUACUUUGUGAUGUUACUGUAAGAUCUUUGCACUGUAAAUAGAGUAGAUCAUUUUGGACUAACACUUCAAAAUUCCUUUUAUGCCCUUAUUGCAUCUUAAUAGGAUGUCAAAAGGAAGUUCUUUCUCCAGUCUAUAAAAAAGUAUCUUGCUUAUUCUUCUGUGAUGACACUUAUGACAUGUGUAUUUUGAAAAUACACCUUAAACUAGGUGCAGCUCUUGUUUUAUGCAAACUGAGCAUUUUGCUUUAACUCAACAUCACCGCCUUACGUGAAGAACAAAGGUUCAUGGGAAAUUUUCUGUGCAAGGAAGCGUUCAAGCUCCUGCAGAAGAAUUUCAUAUUGAUUUUUAACAAAGAAUGUGCCUCACUGCAAUGUGUAUAUGUAUAUAAAAUAACCACCACAAAGCCAUGCUGGAGCUUUUCUGAUACAUACCAAUUUACAUUUUAUAGAAAGUGGUAGAUAAUGGUUGAAUAUCUACACUGCAAAAAUUAAAUGUCAUCCAUUUCAAGGAGAGUGAUUCACUCCCAUUUUUAUGAUUUCUUUGCAAAGACUGUUCUGAAGACUUUGCAUAUACGUAAUAUUACUCUUGAAGUCUGAUUCAGAGUCUUUUGAAGUCACUGUUAGUCCUUGGAUUUGUUAUAGUGGCCACUGAACCAGAAUUGCAUACUUGAUAAUGGAUUAUUUACAUUCAUGUUUAGAGCCUCUGAUAUUUUGCUAGAACACUGGUAACCUAAUCUUUGAGCAAGAUGCUUUAAAACUCUAUUGCAAAACUCUGCCCUUGGUGGUUAAAUGUUUUGCAAAUAAAAUUCCCUCAAUUGCCAUAAUAAGAAGGGGCAGGGUGAUAGUGGUGGUGCAGGUUUAUUUACUUGAGCUGCAAGAGUUUCCAUCAUGCUUAAGUGGUGAUUGGGUUAGGCCCUGUGCUCUGGUCAUGAUGAUCAGUUCUGAGAAGAUGAUUUUGUUUUAAGUUAAAAGAUACUACUGUCACACAUACUAUAAAGUGCAGUAGUGAAAGAUUUUUUUAAUAUAGUCUUUUCUAAAACAAUUACUCCUGACACCUGUCAGUAAAUCCCCACUAUCAGUUGUUGUUGCUUUUUCUUACUUAAAGGCUGACUGAAAUGUUGGUCAUGAACCCAAGAGGCUUUUGUUUUAAAGGAGUGGUGUGGUUCUUCCUUCCAUUGAAAUGCCAGUCUAUCUGAGAGUUCUUUGUGGCACCAGAAAUGGUUGUUAUCUCACCUGUCAGCAAAGCAAGGGCUGAAAUGUUAUUAUUCUUAUGUUUGGUUUUUAAGUAGCUUUCCUAAUUCACUGUUUUAGCUCCUUUGGAUAAGCCUCUCCAUUCUCACAUGCCAAUUUGGAGAGAAAAAACUUUGAUACUUUGUUCACAGAUAGCAAAUGCUGUUGGAAGGAUGAAGAUAAAGAAAGUGAUUUGGGCAUUUAUUAUUUUUUACACUUUAGUAAAACUUAGUCUUUCACUAUUCCUCGUUUGUCUGUUUACCUUUGGAUAGUAGCCAGGAAACCUUCAAUCAGCUUCUAGAUAGCCUGCAGAUUUUCUGCUGCUCUCUAGAAAAAAACAAGCAUUAGAUUCAGAAGUUGAGAAUAAUGAACCAAACUGUCACAGUUACCUUGAACGUGUAAUUCAUCAGAUGGAUCUUUUGUCUCUCAUUUUGUCCCAUCAUAGAAUGGUUUGGGUGGGAAGGGGACUGAGAGAUCAUCUUGUUCCAGCCUCCUGCCAUGGACAGGGACACCUUCCACUGUGCAGGUUCCUCAGAGCUGCACCCAGCUUGAUUGUGAACACUUUCAGGGAUCUGGCAUCCCAGCUUCUCUGGGCAGCCUGUGCCAGUGUCUGACCACUCUCACAAUAAAGAAUUCCUUCCCAAUAAAAUAAAUAAUAAAUCUGCCUUCUUUCAGUUUGAAGCCAUUGCCCCUGGUCCUAUCCCUACAUGCCCUUGUCAAAAGUCUCUGUCCAGCUCUUGCAGCUCCUUCAGGUACUGGAAGGUGCCAGAAGGUCUCACCAGUCUUCUCCAGGCUGAACAACCCCAGCUCAAAUUUUCAGCUAGAAUGACAUUAUGUUGUACUAUUUCAAUUAUAUCACUUGAUGAAAUUCUGCCUGUACUUCAAUAUUUAAAAAAAAAAACAAAAAAAAACAAAAAAAAAACCCACAAAAAUCUGACACUUUCAAUUAAUGUAUUGCUGUGUGGAAAGACUGUAUUCCUCACUUCAUUUAACUGUAGUGUAUAAUUUUUAAUUUUCUAUCUAAAUGUUCUCUCCUUGCUCAGUCUCUGUGUUCACUGUGAUUGGCCUUUAGUCCUACAGUCUAACAUAAAGUUUUGUUUGUCCAAGGGAUAAGGAUACACAUUCCCAGAGUCACUGCUUCUGUUUCAUUUGUAGUGUACAGAUAUUCAAAUGUUCUAUGAUUAGAAAAACACAGAUUUUUUUACAGCUUAUGAUAUUUAGGGAUACUGUUUCCAUUUCUUCCUCCAGGGUUUACAAGCUGCUCUUACAGUUAAUAGCAAGUGCCAUAAACUUCACCAGACAGGCAAACUGAAUAGCAUGUACAAGCUACAAGAAAUUUAAGUACCAGAAAGUAUCUUCCAAAUAUGAUGCAGAAAAAUAGGAAAUGUUACUAUUCUGUAAAAAAAGAAUCAUAUAUAUUGAUGCUACCUCUUUGUAUGGGAACUAAGUUUUUUCAUGUUCCCUGAUAUAAAAAUUCUAAGCAGAUUGGAAUGGCUCAGCACUCCCAGAUUUGUUUCUCACAGUAAAAGUUUGUAAAUCAAAGUCUUUUCCAAACAUGACUUUCUACUGGCUUUAACAAUUUUUGCAGCAGACCUUAAGAAAGCAUUAAAAGACCAUAGCAAGUCUCUAAAGAGUAUUGGUCAUGGUUGAUUUGUAUAAUGGAAACAAGUUCUGUGGCAUUUUAAGUUUUUAAUUGUAGUGUUUUCAUCUCUGGGACAGCUUUUGGUUUUGAUUGGAUGUAUUAAUAGUUCCAUGAGAUGCUUUUAGUAAUUUUACUCAAUUGCAGUAUAAUAUUUUCUAUUAGAAUAGAAAAAAGAUAAAGUGAUUUUGAAGAGGGAGGAUAAUUUGUUUUAAUAGCUCCUUCAUGUUGUUUGAAUUCAGUAAUAUCUUUGUGUAGUUUGCUCCCUUCUGUUGAAGGAAGGGUAGGGAUGAUGACUCUGUAAAUCUCUUGAUGGGCACAUAUUUUAUGCAUAUAUUUUUAGUUGAUUUCUUUUUGUGUUAGAUUCUUACAUCGUUUUUAGCUUUUCUAUUGGAUGCAGUUCUUCACAGUUUGUGUUUGGGGUCUCAUAUCUUCCACCUGUAGAGCAUUACAAUGUUUGUAUAAUGCUGUGGUAGUGUGGUACCAAGCAAGAGAAAGUAGUUUUAUAGCAUCAGGUAAAUGCCUUGUCUGCUUAUCCUCAGAAAAAGUGCAUAUGGCUUCCAAUAUAUUGUAUGUGUUCUUAAUGCACUGAUUUUAUUUCAGUAGGAAAAUAUUGUAGCUGAAACCAUGGGUAAAACUGUUUUGUUGAGAGAACAUAAAAGUAUAUUGUUUACCUCUUGCUCAGAGGAAGGGGAUGAUGAAAAUGAAGAGACUUUCCUUCUAAUGCAGGGCCAUGUCCUUCUGUUCCUUUAGUUAUUGACUAUUUAUUUUAUCAAAGCUAGAGGCAUUAUUGACCACAAAUUGUCUUGAAUUUUAUUCCUAACAAGGUUUUCUAUGUACAUGGAAGCUUUAAAUGUUUGACUUUGUAGAGUUAUGAGUGAUAGAUCUUGUUUGAAAUGCUUUUAGUUUAGCAGACAAUAGCAGAGAUUUAUGUACAUUCUUAAGAUUUGUAAUUUUUUUAAAUCACUGGUAUCCAUUGACUCAAAGACACUUUGAGGCUACACUCUCACAGAAGUGUGAACUCAAAAUUAAGUUUUCUUUGUUGUAGAAUAUGUGAGAUUCACUGUGACACAUUGUGUUCUCCAGGCUGCAGUUGUGCUACCUAAGGAGAAUUUUCCAUGCACCACAACUCUUCAGUCACCCCCAGUAAUUCUCCACUGAAAUCUGCCAGGUCACUUGCUCACAUAAUCAAUUAAUAUUACUGAUUUAGGUUAGCAAACAUUUAGCAUUCAGAAUUUAUCAUUACAAUUUUUGUUGAAGUUGGUUUGUCAGGGAUUAAAGGAGCUUCUCUGUCCUAAGCAAACAAAGUAUAGGAAUGAUGACAAGUAAUUGGAGAUAAUUUUUGAAAAUGUGAGACCUGGUUAUUUUUUAGUUAAAUCACAACAUCUGUCUUGCAUUCAACAAGAGAUCAUUAAUUUAGAAACAAUAUUCUGAUAUUCUAGAAUAUUCUAAUAUUUUACAUUCCAUUAUGUUCAUGUAACCAAAUUUGACUACUGUCUUCCAUUAGAAGCAGAAGUUCUAUAUUUUGUAGUUUUUGUACUCUUAUAAAGUCACUACUCUCAUUUAGGAUUAGGAUUCAUUCCUGUUCAGGACUCAUCACACCUAUGAUUGAGUUUCCAAGUUUAUCUUAGUUUCUUUGUCACACAAUUUUGGGAGAUUUUGGUUAGGGUUGUGGGUCUGUCCUUUCCUCCUGUAGUUUCCACAGUGAAAUGCAGCCUGUGUCAUGUUACCAUGGAGGGAUCCAAGUAGGAAUGAUUCCCUCCACCAGCUCCUUGCCCCUCCCGUGCUUCAGGGAUGGGGAUGUAAACAGCAAGUGAUUCUAGACAGCAUUAGAGUAAGAAGAUGUCCUCAGGUCAGCUUCAUCAAGCUUUGCACUGGUGCAGCUGCUGUCAGAAGUUUUCCCUUUACCUCUGGCCCUGUCCACUGAAGUCCUGCAGUUGUUUGUAGCUGUCCCAGAGCAUCCCAUCAAACUUGAGCAGCCUGUGCAGGGAUUCUGAUGGCUCUUGGUUUCAGGAAACUUUGAUGCUAGAGAUUAAAUACUUUAGCUGCUAUAGGUUAAAUAUUUUAGCUCUUAAGUAAUUUGCUGUCUUGUUGCAGGUUAUUUAAUUAUUGUCAGGUAAUGCACUCCUGCUGCAGAUGAGAAGCUGGAAGCUUGGGUGUGAGUUGAGGAAUGUUUGUGUAGCUAUAAUUAAAUAUUGCUUAGUUUACCUCUUUGGUGGUCCUUUACUUUCAAGCAUACCAGGGAAUUCUGUCCAAUUGCAGGCUCUAGGGCUAAGCAAAAGAAUUGCAAGUAUUUUUCAAGUCUUGCCUAGUUCCUUUGAAACAUUGACAAUUCUGAGCUAAAGAAAUCCCGUUUGAAGAAAACCUGUUCAUACAUCUGCCUUAACUUAAUGCUCUGUACUCAACAUGCCUCAGAAGAGAGAUAUUCCACUGUAUUCUUUCCCAUUUUGACUAAGGAUUGAGAAAUUCAACCCAUCUGGCCAUUGUCAGACUUCAUAGAAAGCAAAACAGCAAUUUCCAAUUUGAUUUUACAUCCAUCUAAAAAAAGGAAAAAGAAAUAGAGCCUAUUUUCCAAGCUUUUGAUUAAUCUGAAAUACUGGUUUUGAACCAUAUGUUCAAGGAAUCUGUCCUGAGAGUUGCUUGAAUCAUAUUUCCAAAUCUGGUUUCCAGAUUUGAAAAAUUAAUUGAUAGUAAAGCGGAGAAACAAAUUGCUAAAUGUUUUAUCUACUGAAUAUUUAACUUCAGAAGUCUCCAAUUUCACUUUUAAAAUAGAAUUAGAACAACUAAAAUGUUCUCCUCUCUGUCAUUACCGUUAAUGUACCAUUAAUCAUUGUAUCAUUAAAACCUGUGAUGGAUCUAUGUGAUUUUGUAAAAAAAUCAAUAAAGAAGAAGAAGGUGGUUGUUACAUAGUGACUGAGUGAAAUCCAGGUGCUCUAAGGUUAGUGGAAAAUUCCUUUAGGGCCAGGAGUUUGGCCCAAUGUGACAGAAAUUCUGUGCUUUUAUUACAUCUUGAUGGCUGAAGGAAAAAAUCAGUGCCUUUUGUAACAAUACUUGAAAGUGUUUCUUUACAGAAAUACUGGAGUACUGAUUGAAAUAAGCUAUUUAACCUUCAUCGUUUGCAAGUUUCAGAGGGAUUUAAUUCUACUAAUUCUGAAACUGUGAAGAAUUUUCCUUCUCUGUCAUGUUACUGAAUUACUUUGAAAUUAAGGUGCUUAUUUGUCAAACUCCUUACAAAAUACUUCAAAAUGAGGUAGUUUCUCAAUCUUGUGAGCUUACUCCUGAAAUUAUUGUUAGCUCUUUUGUACACUCCAGAUCAAACGUGGCAGGGAGACUUCAAACAGCUUGCUGAAAUCGUGGUUUGAGUGAGAUGGAAGGCAAAACAUGCACUGAUAAAGGGGCAAAGGUGACACUUCUUGGUAUUUGAGGGAUGGAGAUUUGGUCUUUGUUUUGGAGGUUUCAUCUGUUCUACAGAUCAGCAAAGAUGCUUUACACAGCAGAGGGUUGUGUGUAGGGGCAGUGAAGAAGGGUCAGGUUAUGUCACUGUGAAAAUGUGUAACUUCAUUUAGGUUGUGCUGCUGGGACAUCUAAAAAUCCCGGCAGUAUAAUGCUAGUGAGGGAAGUCACAUUCAAGCACUUAACACCUUAAUAAAUGUCUCCAGGUGGUUUAAGGGGAAAGACAGGAAUUUUAUUUUCUUCCUUGAUAAUUUCAGUGUUGCUUUGUAGGAAUUGGAAAAUUUUGUCUGUUCUUUGAGAUACUAAACCUUUGUUUCUCCAUUACAUUCGAUGCAAAACUUUUCAUAUAUUUGAAUAUUUUAAAAAUGUGGUUUACAUUUAUUGUUACAAAACAUGAGAAGAACUAAAAUGGAAGCAAUUCAUCUAAGCUGAUCUAGAUCGUGUAAAUUCUUCACUGACAAUGUUGCCUAACUGUUCUUAACAAUAUUCAUAGAUGAUGAUAUCCUUUUUAAAUAAAGGGUAAAUGUCCUGUAAUAUUAUGAGAACAAAUAAAUACACUGUAGAAGAAAUGUCAGCCUUGGCUAUCAAACCAACAGAUAAACAGUGAUUAAAGAAUGUAUGCUUUCUCCUGUGCAGCCUCUUUCUCCUUGUAAAGCUUUUUCAUGGAAAAAUAAACAUUAAAAAAUU
This is a messenger RNA of Pyrgilauda ruficollis (rufous-necked snowfinch), 9691 nucleotides long. RefSeq names its product NHL repeat containing 2 (gene NHLRC2). Lineage: Eukaryota; Metazoa; Chordata; Aves; Passeriformes; Passeridae. The coding region runs from base 189 to 2369 and encodes 726 amino acids. The record is from RefSeq and is a predicted model, not a curated record. The transcript is spliced from 11 exons. Gene Ontology annotation, molecular function: protein binding.